AUGAGUGAAAGCGGUCAAGAUGUUGAUACCAAAAACUACAAGCGUAGGAAGUUUCAGAAUGGGGAUGUGGAACGGAAUAUAAUAAAAAAUCUGCCAGACACAAUGCUUCUGCACAUCUUAUCUUUCCUUCCUGCAAAAGAUGUUCUCAAAACUAGCAUAUUAUCUAAGAGAUGGCGACAUCUAUGGAUGUCUGUUUCUAAUCUUGACUUUGAAGAAUGGAUAGCAGAUAAAAGGACUCUCUUCUUAACUUCUGCAGAAAGAGCAAUGAUGUGGCGUGAUGUCCCAAAAAUAGAGAAAUUCUCCAUUGCAUGUGAAGUGUUGGAUGGUGCCUGUCGUAUUAAUGCAUUGAUAAGUAAUGCACUAUGCUUUAAAGUUCAAGAUUUAUCACUUGUCCUUGACAAUGGAAGUGAGACAUUUAUGUUGCCUCAUCACCUUUUCUUUUGUCCAACACUAACUGCACUGAAACUGCAAAUUACAGACAAUUUUCAACUUCCUUCUACUACAUGUUUUCCCAAUCUGAAUGAGUUAAAAUUGUCAUUUUGUAUAUUUUCGGAUGAGCAGUCAAUAUUACAGUUCUUCGGUGGUUGUCCAAAAUUGCAGAAACUGACUUUAAAUGAAUGUGAGUGGGGGGAUGCAAAGUUUGUGUGUAUUUCUACUCCCAUGCUUGAAUCCGUGGUCAUAUGUGAUGUUAACUGGGGUGGUGGUUGUCAAGUUGUGAUUUCUGGAGCAAAGGUCAAAUCCUUCUCCUACAGUGGUGAACUCAAAACUAAUUAUUGCUUAUAUUCAUCCUCCUCGAUAAUUGAUGCAUGCAUAGAAGUGAGGUCAAAAAGCAGUAUUGAACGGGAAAGGAGAGAAAGAGAAGCUGCUUAUCGUGUCCAUAAGCUUAUUAUGGAGUGCUGUAAUGUGAAAAGCUUGGUGCUGUCACCUGAUACUAUUGAGAUUCUUGCAUAUGCAGAAGAAUUAGAUCUCCCAGUGUUCCCGAGAUUGACUCAUCUCAAAUUGAAGCGGAAAUGUAUUGAUUUAUCUUGUCGUGCACUACAUAAAUUACUUCAGAAAUUGCCGCAUCUUGAAUGUCUUGAUUUUGGGAUGGGUAUCUUCUUGUCUAAGAAACAUAAAAAUUUCAUAUGGGAUCCAAUGCCUCCUUGUUUGUUGACAAAGCUCAAGACCAUCAAGAUCCACACGUUUUCUGCAACUGACAAGGAGUUGCACGCGGUCAGGAUUUUAUUCUCUAUUUCAACAGUUUUGGAGAAGAUGUAUAUUUCGGGUGGCUGGUUGAACCAGAAUGAGAUAUCCAAGCUCCCUAGAAAAUCAACUUGUGAAAUCAUUUACACAUGA
This is a messenger RNA of Dovyalis caffra, 1335 nucleotides long. Lineage: Eukaryota; Viridiplantae; Streptophyta; Magnoliopsida; Malpighiales; Salicaceae. The record is from the annotation of a GenBank genome assembly.